Molecule: messenger RNA, 1962 nt
Organism: Brassica napus (rape)
Lineage: Eukaryota; Viridiplantae; Streptophyta; Magnoliopsida; Brassicales; Brassicaceae
Exons: 5
Coding region: 1-1962 (653 amino acids)
Molecular function (GO): catalytic activity
Source: RefSeq, a predicted model, not a curated record
AUGAUCGAUGUGGAAGCGGUGACCCACGGAAAGACGGUUUAUCUUACGUUUGUGUAUGGUGAUCCUGUUCCAAAAUUAAGAGAACAAGUGUGGGAACGUUUGACGAGAUAUGGACUUGCGCGUUCAGAACCCUGGUUCAUCAUUGGGGAUUUAAAUGAGAUUACUGGAAAUCAUGAAAAGGAUGGAGGAUCACUGAGGAGUGCGGAUUCUUUUAUUCCUUUUAAUAAUAUGAUAAGGAAUACUGGGUUAUUGGAAUUUCCGGCACGGGGAAAUAAAAUGUCAUGGCAAGGGAGAAGGGGAAAAGGAAAAGGGGCAGUUACGGUAAGAUGUCGUCUAGAUCGAGCUUUAGCAAAUGAGGAGUGGCAUACUUUGUUUCCAUGUUCUUUUACAGAAUACUUAGGGAUGGUGGCUUCUGAUCAUCGCCCAGUUGUGGCUUAUCUGAAUGAUAAAGUCACUAGGAGAAAAGGGCAAUUUCGGUUUGAUAAAAGAUGGAUUGCACAAGAAGGUCUUUUGGAAUCAAUUACAAUGGGCUGGUCAGAUUAUAGUGCAACAAGGGAAACUGGGAUAGUGGAAAAAAUUAGUAAUUGUCGACAUGAAAUUGCUAAAUGGCGGAAAAAUAAUCCUCCUUAUGGGAAGGACAAAAUUAAUGAGUUACAAAAAGCUCUUGAAGAGGUACAAACAGAUAAUUCUAGAUCUCAAGAGGAUAUUAUCGAGGUCUCAAAGAAGUUGCAAGAUGCAUAUAAAGAUGAAGAGGAGUAUUGGCACCAAAAGAGUAGGAAUACGUGGUAUACAUCUGGGGAUCUCAAUACAAAAUUCUAUCAUGCUUUGACUAAGCAACGACGGGUACGUAAUCGGAUUGUGGGUUUAUAUGAUGCUUUGGGAAAUUGGAUUACGGAAGAUAUGGGUGUGGAAAAAGUGGCAGUGGACUAUUUCGAAGAGCUUUUCACUACCACUUCUCCAACGGAGUUUGAUGACUUUCUCACAGAGGUAUCACCAGGUAUUACUCCUCAAAUGAACCAACGUCUGUUAAGAGUAGCAUCAGAGGAUGAGGUCAGAGAAGCCCUUUUUAUGAUGCAUCCAGAGAAGGCACCAGGACCGGAUGAAACUCAGUCAGCUUUUGUGCCAGGAAGGUUAAUCUCUGAUAAUAUUCUUAUUGCUCAGGAAAUGUUUCAUGGAUUACGGACGAACAAGGCGUGCAAAGGAAAAUAUAUGGCAAUUAAAACGGACAUGAGUAAAGCUUAUGAUAGAGUGGAAUGGGAUUUUAUAAAGGCUCUCCUACAGAAGAUGGCUUUGAAAGAGGAAUGCCAUACUAUCCUUAGGAUCUUAAAGGAAUAUGAGGUUGUAUCAGGUCAGCUUAUAAACUUUGAUAAGUCCUCUAUCCAAUUCGGGCACAAUAUUGAGGAAUCAACUAGACAGGACUUAAGAGAUAUAUUGGGAAUUCAGAAUCUUGGAGGUAUGGGAUCUUAUCUAGGUCUUCCAGAAAAUUUGGGAGGAUCCAAGAUACAGGUUUUUAGCUUUGUGCAGGACCGGCUAAAUAAUAGGGUUAAUGGUUGGACUUUUAAGUUCUUCACAAAGGGAGGAAAAGAAGUGAUUAUUAAAUCUGUGGUAACGGCAUUACCAAACCAUGUGAUGUCUGUUUACCGUUUACCUAAGGCAACAACUAAAAAACUGACGACCGCGGUCGCACAAUUCUGGUGGAGCCCAGGGGGAAGGACAAGAGGUAUGCACUGGAAAUCAUGGGAUAAAGUGUGUCUUGAUAAGGAAGCUGGGGGCUUAGGUUUCAAGGAUAUUACAGAUUUUAAUACAGCAAUGCUUGGAUAUCAGAUCGAACGGGUUUAUCCAGACAGGGAAAGACCACCUUUAAAGUUUGGACCCACGGUUGAUGCUUUGAAGGCUUUCUGCUGGAAAAUACGGUUGUAUAGCAGUCAAGAAGAAUCUGAAAGCGAGAGGAAUACAAGGUGA